This is a messenger RNA of Lynx canadensis (Canada lynx), 1559 nucleotides long. It is a transcript of the gene CIART, whose product is annotated as circadian associated repressor of transcription. Lineage: Eukaryota; Metazoa; Chordata; Mammalia; Carnivora; Felidae. Gene Ontology annotation, biological process: circadian regulation of gene expression; negative regulation of DNA-templated transcription. Gene Ontology annotation, molecular function: RNA polymerase II cis-regulatory region sequence-specific DNA binding. The transcript is spliced from 5 exons. The coding region runs from base 193 to 1434 and encodes 413 amino acids. The record is from RefSeq and is a predicted model, not a curated record. Gene Ontology annotation, cellular component: nucleus.
UCAGACUAAGUAAGGGCUGCUCUGCGGAGCCCAUAGGGGCAGUCCAGGUACUUAAUUGAGGGGGGCAGGCGGAGGAGAGGACUUUGUCGGCUCUGAGACAGGUGAUACUGGGGAGGAGAGAAGAGAUCUUAUCAUCCCAUGCAGUACACCCCAGUCUCCCAGUCCAUUUCCUAAUUUUCAGAUUAUGGUGACAUGCUCCCUUGCUUUGCUCUUCAGUUGCAGGUCCCGAUCUUUGGGUACUCCGGGAGCUGCUCUCCAGCCCCUGCUUCUGAACCUAUGGAUUCUCCAUCUAGCAUUUCUUCCUGUUCUUCCUAUUCUCUCUCUUCCUCUUUUUCCACCUCCCCAGUGAACAGUGACUUUGGUCUCCCCUCCGAUAGUGAGGGGGAGGACAAAGGGGCCCAUGGCCCCAGGCCAGACACUGUUGGGCAGAGGGGAGGUUCUCGGCCACGACCGGGUCCUAUCCGCUGCAGGCAACGGCCCAAGGUCUCCAGCAACCAACAUACAACAUCUUACUUGGAACAGCGGGGCUUGGCCUCUCCUAUGGCAGGAUCUGGGGUCAAAAGAUCAAGAGACGGUGAAUUACAGACCACUGUAAACAUCCAGGGUUGUAUCACAGAAGGAGACCUGCUUUUUGCUCAGAAGUGUAAAGAGCUCCAAGGUUUCAUCCGCCCUCUCACAGACCUACUGAAUGGGCUGAAGAUGGGUCGAUUUGAGAGAGGAUUGAGCAGUUUCCAGCAGAGCGUAGCAAUGGACAGGAUCCAGCGUAUUGUAGGUGUUUUGCAAAAGCCCCAGAUGGGGGAGCGUUACCUAGGAACCUUGCUACAGGUGGAAGGGAUGUUAAAGACUUGGUUUCCUCGUAUAGCUGCUCAGAAGUCAUCCUUGGGCAGUAGCAGGCACAAACUGACCAAGCAUUUUCCAAGCCACCACAGCCAUCCAGCUGCUUCCUCUCCUGCACCUCCCACGGAAAAGAUGGACCAGACACAGCUAGGACAUCUAGUGUUGAAAUCGAAGCAGCCUUGGCACCUCACAGAAUGGCCAGCCAUGCACCUCACUUGGACCCACACCACUCCAAUUUGCAACCCACCCCUCAGUUCCCCAGGUACCAUUUCCCUGAGCCACGGUCCUUUAGGCACUGGAGCCAGCAUCGGUAUCAUCCUUUUUGUCCAGCAUGGAGUACAGCCCUUCACCCACUCUGCCCCAACCACUUCAGUUCUACCUGCUACAGCAUCGCCUGUCAUCCCCAGUGCUCCUAAGAAACUCUCUAGAGAGGGACCUCCUUGCCACAGUUUGCCAGUAACUCUGCCAUCAGACUGGAGCUGUACCCUGUCCCACCCUGGUCUACCUGCCAUGGCCAGAGAGAUGACUGGGAGACAUCUAGAGCAGAUGAGAAGCCAUCCUUCAGUUGCCUCUGAUGUCCAUUCUCUCAACCCCUAACCCAGGACUCGCGACUGUGGUUUCUAAUUUGUGUAAACAUGUGUCUCUCUCAUAUAUAUUUUUUACUUUUAAAGUGUGCAUUUGUGUUGAGGGAAGAGCAAUCCUUUUGAUUAAAGAAAUUUUAU